Ficedula albicollis (Collared flycatcher) is the source of this 4179-nucleotide messenger RNA. RefSeq names its product transmembrane protein 184A (gene TMEM184A). Gene Ontology annotation, cellular component: early endosome membrane. Bases 577 to 1845 code for a protein of 422 amino acids. The transcript has 9 exons. The record is from RefSeq and is a predicted model, not a curated record. NCBI's taxonomy places the organism in Eukaryota, Metazoa, Chordata, Aves, Passeriformes, Muscicapidae. Gene Ontology annotation, molecular function: transporter activity. Gene Ontology annotation, biological process: transport.
UGCUAUUGUUAUACUUGGGAAAAAGCAGCUUUCCAUAGAUUAGCAGAAAGAGAACCCAAACAUGGCAGUUUAUGCAUCUGUUGGCCUUGAGAUAUGAAGCUGCCCUAUAAAUAAUUGCUUAUUAUUAGGUUGGUCCUUGCUGUCUGGAGCUGCAGGGUACAUGGUGUCCGUAUGCCCAGCCACCCUCUGCACCAGGAAUGCUCAGUGCCUCGGGGCAGCCGGCUUCCAGGAGCACACACCGAGCAGGGAGAUGCCCCAACAUCCAGCAUCCCCAAAGGACAGCAGCUCUGCCUCUGGCAUGGCAGGCUUGCUGCCUCGUGCUUAAUUUGGGUUGCAAGAGGGACCACUGGCUUCCUUCAGAUCUUGGUGUUGGCACUACUGGCACACUGACACCCCCACAGUCCUGAAAUAGCCAGGUGAAGAAUGUGGGUGACACCAAAUGUCUGGUUUCUUGGGCAACCCCCAGGCUUUGCCCCCAGCAGGCCACACAUGAUGAAAGGAGCCAAAUUUGGUGGGGGGACCUGGUGUUUUCUGGGCUCCCAAGGAAGAUGACACAAGUGUCCUGAUGGCUUGUUGAUGAGUAAUGCCACACGUGCUGUGCCCUCUCCCGUGGCACCUGGCACCCCAGGGCCUGGCACAGCAGCCAGGCUGGCCUCAGCCCCCCCAUUCUCAGCUGUUGCCCUGCUUACGGCUGCCCACAACAACUCCCAGGAUGGCCAGCAGCUUUUCCUGACCACGACAGCGGCGCAGGUCGUCUCUGGCAUCUUUGUGUGGUCAGCACUCACUGUCACCUUCCACCAGAUCUACACACACCUGAGGAAUUACACCAUCCCCAAGGAGCAGCGCUACAUCAUCCGCAUCCUCUUCAUCGUGCCUGUCUAUGCCUUUGACUCCUGGCUCAGCCUCCUCCUCCUCGGCAGCCACCAGUACUACGUCUACUUCGACUCAGUGCGUGACUGCUAUGAAGCUUUUGUGAUUUACAGCUUCCUGAGCCUGUGCUUCGAGUACCUUGGAGGGGAGAGCACCAUCAUGACAGAGAUCCGAGGGAAGCCCAUUGCGUCCAGCUGCUUUUAUGGGACCUGCUGCCUUCAGGGUAUGUCCUACUCCAUCGGGUUCCUGCGCUUCUGCAAGCAGGCCACGCUGCAGUUCUGCAUUGUGAAACCCCUCAUGGCAAUCAUCACCAUCAUCCUGCAGGCAUUUGGAAAGUACCACGAUGGAGACUUCAAUGUCCACAGUGGAUAUCUCUACAUCACCAUCAUCUACAACUUCUCUGUCAGCCUGGCCCUUUAUGCCCUUUUCCUCUUCUACUUUGCCACCAUGGACCUGCUGCGCCCGUUUAAGCCAGUCCUCAAGUUCAUCACCAUCAAGGCCGUCAUCUUCCUCUCCUUCUGGCAAGGAACACUGCUGGCAAUCCUGGAGAAAUGUGGAGUGAUCCCUGAAGUUCAGAUCAUUGAUGGGAAGGAGGUGGGAGCUGGGACAGUGGCUGCUGGCUACCAGAACUUCAUCAUCUGUAUUGAAAUGUUCUUUGCUUCCAUUGCCCUGCGCUAUGCAUUCACCUGCCAGGUGUACAGGGAGAAGAAAGAAAACUCAACAGCAAACCUUGCCCCAAUGCAGAGCAUCUCGAGUGGGCUGAAGGAGACCAUCAGCCCCCAGGACAUCGUGCAGGAUGCCAUCCACAACUUCUCGCCCACCUACCAGCAGUACACCCAGCAGGCCAUGCAGGAGGCAGAGCGCAAAGUGCCGGGGGAGAAUGGGCACGUGGCCUCCAAGAUAGAUGGACAGAGCAGCAGGAAGAGCAAAAACAUUGAAAAGAGAAUGCUCAUCCUGUCAGAUGAGGAGUUGUAGGAGGUAUCAGAAAAGACACUGACACUGAAGAGGCUUUAACCCAAUCAAAGGGGAGGUGUCUUGAGGCUGCGACAGCCUGGGCUAAUCAGACUACUGAGAAGCCAGGAACUCUAUCCAAAAAGCCAGUCUCUCAAAGGGAAGAUGCAAUAACCCAGAAAAGGUUAAGUCAAAUAGUGCCAGCUUCUGCUGUCAUGGAUGGAGCCAUGCUGCCCUGCUGCUGCUGUCUCUCUGCCAGCCCUGUGCCAAUGCUGGGGGAUGCCAGGCAGGGAGGGAGCCGGGGUGCAGGAGAGACCGGCCGCCCUCACCCUCCUCUUGCCUCCAAGCAGUGCUGAGGCCUGAGAGAAAUGCUUUUCUCAGCACAGUUCUGCUCUAGUUUCUCCCAAUUUGAGUAAGAAAUUAUCUCCAAGGGCUCUGUGGAGAAAACCAGCCCAGGAAGGUGACUUCGCUUCACCUCAAAACCUGGUAAAGGUUGAAAGACGUCAUUCCUUAUUUUUACAUCUUUCCCCCUCUCCUUCUCACAGCAAAGCUUAUAGAGAUGUGCAAAAGACCUUUACCAUAGAGAAAGUCAUCCUCUUGUCCCUCCAGAUGUGGAUGCAGCUGUCCAAGUAACUCCCCCAGGAGUGUGCAGGACCUCACUGGGACUAACCAGAGGUCUGCAGCUGCAUUUCUGAGAGCUGCCGGUGACAGAAGUGCUUGUUUAUGUCUAAACCAGCUUAUCUCUGAACGGAUCAGAAGUUAAAAGGGAUUCCAGCUUCCUUAUCAGAAUCUUUAUUAGGGAACCAGACUGUGACUGGUGGUGGUAGGAAUUUACUUACUGAGAACUGUCUGUUCCUCCUAACCCUUCAUUAUUCCCCAUCCCUGGGCUUUGCCUGACCUGUGGGAAGACAAGCAGGAGCUGAGCCCAGCUGGGUGACCAUGGCAAGGAUAAGAGAGGUGCUGAGGGACGUUGCCAUGCAGGGCAAGACCACAGACAAGGCAAGACUGUGAACAGAGAGAUGCUCCUUAAAUCAGUGAUGGUGAGCUCACAUCCUUCUGUAAAGACUUCUUUUCCUUUCUUCCCCAAUUUUUAGUCUUAAUUCCUAUUCUCCUGAUAAUGAGAUGAUCCCUGGGAAUGAACUUAGGCACUGUUUAGGCUGUUGUCUGGGAAGAUAGCUGGCUAGUGGAGGGAUGAAGGCAAAUCUACAGCCUCAGAUUUGCAGUGUGGCAAACAAACCGAUGGAUAAGGCUUGGAGCCCUUUUGAACACAACUCAUAUAACUUGGAUCUUUUAUUCCCUGCUCUUAGCUGCAAAAUGUAAAUCACAACACAAAAUUAUUUAUUUUUUUUCUAAUAAACAGCAAUUUCUAGCACAGAGCAAGCAAGCGUUUUCACUGAGCUCAGCAAGCAAAGCCCACGAUCUGCCUGUUCCUGCUAUAGUGCUGAUGCUCUUAAGCUUAACGUCCUCCCUGCCCCUCAAUGCUGGCCCAGCAGAAAUACCUGCACACGCAGCAUCCUGCACAUUUUGGCAUUCCUACAGGAUUUGUGCUCAUCUUUUUCACUCCACAAAGAACGUGUGUGUCUCCCGCUUCCUCUCCUUGCACAGCACCUCUUCCAACCCUCACCUAAGCUGUGGAUGCAGUGGUUCAGAGGUGCUGGAUCUGUUUUAGCUAAGCUUGACUCCAGCACCAACAAGACAAGCUCUGAUUAGUAGUAUUGGAGAAAUCUUACCAUGCUAUAGCCCAGACUCCACAUGAGCAACCUAUAGUUCAGCCAGUCCUGCAAGUCCCUCUGGUCCGAAGGAGCACUGCUCAUACCUGCUCAGCCGGUGAGACUGCUGUCACCUUUCCUGCAAUGAGGUUCAUAAACAAGAGCCAGAUGCUCUGCACAUCCAGGCAUUCAUCCAGGAUCCUGCACAUCCUGAGAGCAAGACUGUUCUGCAUAGAAAGUGCAGCCUCAGUACUCAGGAACAAGGCUGCUUGGCUUUGUAAUGCAGCCAGCACGGGAGCAGGGACGUCUCAGCUGAACAUCUUGGUCUUCACCCCUCUGGGAGAGGACGGCCACAGCUGCAGGAACAGAGGCUGCUCUGGCUCCUGGGGCGAGCACAGACUGCAAAGGUGAUGAUGGCACAUCUGCUGGCGCACUCGCAGCCGCUGAGAUAAAGACUUGCACAAGAACACAGCAAGAACCGUGGUUGUACUUCAUUGCACAAAUGAUCGACUCCGGUGCAUAAUGGGCUGCCUCCGUUGCUCUGCCAGCAGGUGCAAUUCCCACUGCAGACAAUAACAUUUGCCUAUUUAUGUCAAGCCCUGAUUACUGUAUUAUAUGUAAAACAGAUCUUUCUUGCAAGCCAAACAAG